AUGACACUCCUUCAGAGAAUUAUUCGCAAUGAUACCGUCAAGUCGGAUCCCCCGGAGAUAUACAAUUUCCGGGUAGUCCUAAUCAGCCUUUCGGCAUGUGGAGCGUCUAUGCUUUUUGGGUUUGAUAUGGGUGUCAUUGGAGGUGUUCUUACCAUGAACUCCUUCAAAGAACAGUAUGAGCUAGUAGGAAAAGAAGACACUGUUCUAGCAAACCUCGAGUCGAACAUCGUUUCGGUCAUUCAGGCAGGGUCUUUUCUGGGUGCACUCGUGUCCACAUACGUUGCAAAUGCCAUUGGACGACGCUUAUCACUAAUACUCUCGGCAUUGAUACUGUUCGUCGGUGUUGCUUUGCAAGCUGGCGCUAGUGGCAUCAUUGGCGUCUUGUAUGCAGGACGCUUCAUCGGGGGUGUCUCCAUCGGCAUAGCAUCUUCUGUGUGUCCAAUAUAUAUUGCGGAAAACGCACCACGAGGCAUCCGUGGGUUACUCACGGGGUUCUAUCAAUUAACUCUAGUUUUCGGUCUCACGCUAGCGUUCUGGAUCAACUACGGCUGUGAACGUCACUUAACGGGAAAGGAGCAAUUCAUCAUUCCUCUUUCACUUCAAGCAUUUCCCGCCGUGAUCCUUCUGGUCGGUAUGCUUCUUGCAAACGAGUCACCUCGGUACCUCGCGAUGAAGCGACCGGAGAGAGCACCACGCGUCCUCGCCACACUCCGGGGGUUACCCGAAGACCAUCCAUAUGUGAUAGAGGAGUUGAACAACCUGCGGCUUCAACUGGAAGAGGAGUCCCAGCACUCGGAAUCAUCGACCUGGUCUCUGUUAAAAGAAUCGUUUUCGAAGAAGUCCUACCGCCGGCGAUCAAUCCUAUGCAUUACCCUCAUGAUGUGGAGCAACAUGACGGGGACCAAUGCCAUGACAUACUAUUCGCCCACCAUCUUCGCCAGUGUCGGCCUAUCAUCCUCGUCGGUGGGUCUGUUUGCGACGGGGAUAUACGGCAUCGUCAAGUUUAUAGCCUGUGGCAUCUUUAUCGUUUUCGUAUCGGAUACACUCGGACGCAGAAGAUCGUUGUUAUGGACAGGGAUUGUUCAGGGCAUCAUGCUAUUUUAUGUCGGGUUUUACGUCCGAUUUGAUACGAUAUCGGAAAACGCCCCCAUCACACCUCAAGGAUACAUCGCCCUAAUCGCCAUAUAUCUCUUUGCCGCCGUAUAUCAAUUUGGAUGGGGGCCAGUGGUAUGGUCUUAUUGCGCAGAAAUUCCCCCGGCACGCCUUCGGGCCCUCAACAUGGGCAUGGCUACAGCCUCGCAGUGGUUCUUUAAUUUUGUUGUUGCCAAAUCCACGCCGACGAUGUUUGCGACAUUGGGGAAAAAUGGGUACGGGACUUAUUUUGUGUAUGGGAGCUUUUGUUUCGUGAUGGUUAUAUAUACAUGGUUCUUUGUGCCGGAAACUAAAGGGCUAUCGUUGGAAUUUAUGGACGAGCUUUUUGAGCGGGAUACCGUGCGUGGCAAGUUUAUGCCGACGCGCGAUGUUCAUUACUUGGCCGGUAAGGCGCCAGAGUAA
Messenger RNA from Aspergillus pseudotamarii, 1554 nucleotides. Its product is annotated as sugar porter family MFS transporter. Gene Ontology annotation, cellular component: membrane. Lineage: Eukaryota; Fungi; Ascomycota; Eurotiomycetes; Eurotiales; Aspergillaceae. The record is from RefSeq and is a predicted model, not a curated record. The transcript is spliced from 8 exons. Bases 1 to 1554 code for a protein of 517 amino acids. Gene Ontology annotation, biological process: transmembrane transport; carbohydrate transport. Gene Ontology annotation, molecular function: carbohydrate:proton symporter activity.